CAAAAGAAAGGUUACGCAGCUUUUAAAAGAAAAAGGGGCAAAAAAGAAAGAAAGAAACAGAACGAGGAAAAGAGCCAAAAAAAAAAAAAGGAAAAUGUUGUGAGAGACUGCACAGAAGAUGCAGCGAGAGAGAGAGAGUUGUUUCUCUAAUUGAACUGAUUUGUUGGUUCUGUUAGCCGUCAAACUGACUUAAACGAAGUAGUUUUGCUGCGACUGGAGAAAAACGCCGCCGGCCGGCGAUGUUAUGAGAGAAAAGGAUUCAGAAGAAGAUUCAUCCGUUUCUUUCAAAUUUGAAAAAGGCAAAUUCGUUUCAAUGUAGGCCGCCUCUGCUUAUGCAUAUGCCUAUGCCUGUGUCCUAGUUCUACUGUUCCCUUUUCCCGCGCUUAAUCCAAUCAUCAAUCACUUUCUAUUAUCUACCGCCUACCAUAUCCAUUAUCCCUCCGCCCUUCACCUCCAUCCAGGGAAGAGAAAGGAAGGCAGGACAGGGUUUUCCUGGUGGUUCGAUUCUGUUUGACCUGUCCGCCCGCCCGCGGCCUUGCCCGUUUGAAUCAAACCCCAUCCAAUAGACGAGCUUUUCCAUAAAUAGGGAAAUCCGGUGCUGGAGAGGGGGGCCGAUUGCCUUUGGAGUCCAGAAUUUAUGAUGCUUUGUUGUUGCCCUGCAUUGAGAACUCAGAUACAGACGUGGCUUCGCGAUUAUGAUAAGAUUCAGUCUUCCGCUGUUAUUCUCAUCUACAUUCAAAUUGGUUGCUCAUUGAUUGGCUCACUCGGGGCACUCUACAACGGAGUCUUGCUGAUCGAUUUGGGAAUUGCCUUGUUCGCCCUGGUUGCCAUUGAGAGUAGCAGUCAGAGCCUUGGGAGAACAUAUGCCGUGCUUCUUUUCUGUUCCAUUUUGCUUGACAUCACCUGGUUCAUUCUCUUUGCCCGUGAAAUCUGGCACAUUUCAUCGGAUAUAUAUGGGACUUUUGUUAUAUUCUCGGUUAAACUCACUCUGUCCAUGCAGAUUAUUGGGUUUUUUGUGAGGUUAUCUUCUUCAUUCUUAUGGAUUCAGAUGUAUAGACUUGGUGUUUCUUAUUUAGAGACUUCAGUUCCUCGAGAAGCAGAUGCUGAUUUGAGAAACAGUUUCCUCAAUCCGGCAACCCCUUCUAUAGAUAGACAUCCUUCUGGCUCUGAUGAUGUUUUAGGAGGCUCCAUCUAUGAUCCUGCUUAUUAUUCAUCUUUAUUUGAAGAUUGUAAAGAUGAUGCACAUUUACAUGGGGGUGGUCAAAACCAUGGCUUAAUCAUGGAGUCUACUGCUACUGCUGAGACUUCUCAACUGAAGCAAUGCUUGAACAAAACUCUCCCCAACAAAGAUGAUGAGAAUGGUACGAGAAAGCUCCUGAAUGUUUGAAUACAAGGACUCUGGUUUGGCGUCUGUUUGGCAGCAUCUAUUCCCCCUUGGUUUUUGAUCGAGAGUUCUUAAUACCCAACUGGUUGUAUGCAGCAGCAACAUUUGUACAGUAAUCAUUGAUAGCAUUCUUUUCCAGGAUAAAAAGUUUUCUGAGAUAGUAGCUUCCGAGAUUCAUUGUGUAAAGCAGAACUCUGAUGUCAAAAGUUUUGAGGCUAUAGUAAAAGCUCUAUUUGGGCUGCGGAUGUGGAUUUGUCAAA
Molecule: messenger RNA, 1644 nt
Organism: Coffea eugenioides
Lineage: Eukaryota; Viridiplantae; Streptophyta; Magnoliopsida; Gentianales; Rubiaceae
Exons: 5
Coding region: 638-1387 (249 amino acids)
Source: RefSeq, a predicted model, not a curated record